Molecule: messenger RNA, 3427 nt
Organism: Daphnia magna
Lineage: Eukaryota; Metazoa; Arthropoda; Branchiopoda; Diplostraca; Daphniidae
Exons: 10
Coding region: 447-2681 (744 amino acids)
Biological process (GO): lipid metabolic process
Molecular function (GO): lipase activity
Source: RefSeq, a predicted model, not a curated record
CUCAGGCUUCUAUUGCUCUCACUCCCAUCAUGGCCGACAUUCGAUAGCUGGCUUUCAAGGAUUCACGUAGCAUACAAAACGAGCACAUUGCGUAGAAUUUACUUGGCUGUCUCACUUUGAUUCUUUUUAGUCCAGUAAAGAUUUGAUUCAGUUGACAGUCAUCUUAACAACGGAUUAAUCAAGAAAGUGUUGCGAGUUCAAACGUUUCUCAUUCGCCUUUUCAAACGUAAAGGAAUGGCUAUAUCACUGAAAGAUUCGCAUUUGAUUCCAACGAACAAGGACCUUAAAUUUGCUGCAUUUACCAACUUUCAUUGUGCACAUUUUGGUUAUUUGUCUCAACAUAGAAGCCUAUUUGCUUAUUUAUCUGUUGCAGCAAAAUUAUGGCAUUCUGAGAGAGAAAACAUCUUGAAGCAAAACACCAGUGUCUGUUAAAUUAUUUUCAGACAAUGGAUUACUUUAGGGGAUCUUUUGAAAGUUACAGAACACCUGCAUUCAAGGCCUGGAUGAAGCCCCCCUUCAAUAAACCAACCAACAUGCCGUCUGUCAGCAACUGUGUUGUGUUGGACUAUCCAUUCCGGAUAAAGAAGGGGAUAGAACAACUUCCGAGCACCAAGUUUUCUCAGCCACCGCCCUUCUUAGUUGGUGGUUUUGUGGGCAGCAAAAUUUGUGACAAAAAUGGGUCAGUUAACUAUUCAGAUCUGCUUGGACAGAUAUUUGCCACAGUGACGUCUUUAACACCCAAUCAUACUCAGAGAAAACCGUACGGUGAAGGAAGUUGGCGGAGAAAACCUAUACCAGCUCCUAAAAAUUGUCCAAAAGUGACAUCACCAAUCAUAAGUGAAAUUCUUACUCCUAGCGUAGUGAUAUCCUCCCCCUCAGUGACGCAACAAACAGUUUUACCCAUUUCGCCACCUAUAAUGCCUAAUCAUCAAGAAAAUAAACAAAGCCCUCUCCGGACAGCGAGCGAAAGCUCGGAUACCAGCUGGGCAAGUAUAAGUCAAGAAGAAAACCGGAAUGUGCUCAUCUCUAACCCGUGGCUGAGCAACAUCGUUGUUUGUGUUAGUGAUAGCGAUGACGAAGACGACUCUAAUUCGGACUGGGACGCCGUUGAAGAUUUCCAAAGCGAAAACGGGGAAGUUAUCGAUGACUUUAAAUGGAACGGUGAUUCACUUUCCCCCAUAUCGUCACCCAUUUGCCAGACGCCUCCAGUCAUAGCUGCUGCUCUAGAUGACUACGAUAGUGAUGAGAGUGAUGGAGUGUUAAUUUGUUGUGGACACGGGUAUAUUGUCGACGAAGAAGAAGAAGCCAGAGAACGCAAAUUGGCGGAGGAGCGCAUUCACGAUGCCAAUAGAAGAUGGAACCAGCAAAUGUCUGCAGCUGUCGACCAACUUGACGGCAUUCGAAAAAAGACGCCGCUUAAGAAGGUUCAUUUCCCUCCCGAUCAUCAACUUAUCCGUGUGCGUCCAAUGCUGACCUGGACCCAUGCCCAUCGUGCUGCCCGUAGAGGCGAUUGGGAACGAUUUGCCCGCGAUGCAGACCGAUUCCGGGAAAGAAUCGACUCCACUGCCGCCAUCCUAACUCCUAUCCUUGAUCCGUUACAUCGCGAUCGGAUGGUUUUUGAAUGCAUUUCGUGCAUGAGAGGAAUUACGUUACAAUCACAUAUGACGCAAACCGCUUCGCAAAUUUUGGCGUUACGAGGGCAAGUGAAUCCAGCUACCAGCAUUUUUUUCGUUCCGGAUUCUGACGGUUGGGUUUAUUAUCCUGCCGUGAUGGAUGACCCGUCAAUGGAUCUCCAACCCUCGCUUACUCGACGUAACAUUCGCUUUUUCCUUUGGACCAGACAAAAUGCACACGUGGCCCGCGAGCUCUUUGUCGACGAAUCGCGUCUCCUCCAACUGUCUACCUAUUCGCCGGCCAGGUACACGAAAAUACUCUUCCACGGGUUUACUAACGACGUGGUGUCGGAGUUUGUCAUCCAGACGCGCAACGCUUACCUGUCUGUUGGUGACUACAACGUCAUUGGCGUGGAUUGGAGUGAACUGGCCCGUGCUCCGUUUUACAACUCGGCCGCUACUAACACCCGUGACGUGGGUAAAGCAGCUGCCGAUUUAGUGGACUUCCUUGUUAACGAAGGAACACCCAUCAGCUACAUUCAUUUGUUAGGAUUCAGUCUUGGAGCUCACGCAGCUGGAUGGGCCGGAGCAAGCGUCAAAGUCGGUACACUGCCGCGAAUCACCGCAUUUGAUCCGGCAUAUCCGGGCUUCGAUGGGCCUAAUGCCCGACGUCGGUUGUCCAAGUCUGACGCCAAAUUUGUCGACGUCAUCCACACAAAUGCUCGUGUCGGCCUGAGCAAUGCGGUCGGCAUUGAGACGCCCUUGGGUCACGCUGAUUUCUAUCCCAAUGGUGGCUCCCGAAUGCCUGGAUGUAUUGGUUUCUCUUUUCAAACCAAUAAAUGCAGUCAUGUCCGAUCAAGACAAUAUUUUGUGGAAUCGAUUGUCCAGCCAUACGCUUUUGCUGCAGUACCUUGUUCGUCGUACAAAGAAUUUAUGAAGGGAAGUUGCGGCAAUUGUGGCACCAAUUCCACUACGAAAUGCGUUUAUAUGGGUGAAUACCUCACAACCAGUGCUUCCGGGUUGUAUUUUCUAAGGACACGGUCUUUUCGACCCUACUCAGUGGACUAGCCUUACCCAGGAGAGAGACAACCAACGGGUUUUUAACUUCUUUUUUUUUUCUCUUCUUUUGUUCCGUUCACACUUUCACACAUCCACGCAUUUGUUAUUCUAGUCAUUGACCAUGUUAGCAACCCUUUUUUCUUUCCCUCUUCCUAUUUUUACCUUUUAUAUGCCUCGUCAUCCGAGCAGAAAGCGCUCGCUGGCGUGGCAGAGGACCGUUUGCGAACGCCAUUUUCGUUCCUUUUUUUUCUUCUUAUUGCCGUAAGUGAAGUGUGUUCUUUUUCUUUCGAAUCCAUUCAGGGCUCCAGUUUUGCCAUGCCAACGCUCUGCACAUUGACUCUUUUAUUGUCAUUAUUAUUUAUUUACAGACCCGUUCGUUUUUUCUUUCCAUUUUUUUUCUUUUCUUUUAUCAUAGUUUCUACCUACUGACGAUGACUGACUUGUCUUAACGACUAUGCAAUCCACUUGGGUGCGACAGUUUUUCUUUUGUACUUAUGGUCGUGUCACGAUUUACCUUUCCACUCGUGUUUCUUCAGUCUUCAAAGUGUCCAAAAUAAAAAUGCCAAUUGAGGCCAGUUGCAAAAAAAAAAACGAGUACGUGACUCGAAAAAUGAGAAAUUUUUGGAAAAUCCAACACGACUUUAUGUCAUGCGCAACAAAUUAAGAUUGGGUGUCAACUAAAAACCAGACGAAUGCAAAUCGUGGCAACAAUGCAACCGAAAACAAACAAAAACAAAGAGCUUUUUUCUUCCACA